Messenger RNA from Oreochromis aureus, 1146 nucleotides. RefSeq names its product ephrin-A3b (gene efna3b). Gene Ontology annotation, biological process: axon guidance; ephrin receptor signaling pathway. Gene Ontology annotation, molecular function: ephrin receptor binding. Lineage: Eukaryota; Metazoa; Chordata; Actinopteri; Cichliformes; Cichlidae. The record is from RefSeq and is a predicted model, not a curated record. The transcript has 7 exons. Bases 447 to 1112 code for a protein of 221 amino acids. Gene Ontology annotation, cellular component: plasma membrane.
AGGAGGAGAGAGAGAGAAGGGAGAGAGACGGGUGGGCAGGGUGCUCACCGUAAAGGAUGGUUGUCGGAAAGAGUCUUGAAGACCUAAUGAAACUGGCUGCUUGAAUUGUUUGCAGCGAUAAUAGAGCUCAGUGGCGUGCUUUGCGUUUCUCGGAUCCUUGGACGGAAAAGAACUGCAGUAGCAUCCUGACAAAGAAGAAAAAGAACAGUUAGGGACAAAAAGAGCACGUAACUCUUUCCCGGCGCACCGGGCUGUUUGGUGCUCAACGAAAGACCGACCUCCUGUUUGGACCCAGUACCGUCCUCCCACACUCCUCUGGCGGGCUCACAAGCAGCAGUUCCCGGCAUUUGCUGGGAUGUUUGAGUCGCGUUGGUUGGUGGGGUGAAGGGACCGAGAGUGUGGCCGGAGAGACCAAAGGAUCGGAGGCCGAGAGAGGAGCCGAGAGCAUGGCUCUGGUAGCGCUGUCUCUCUGGGUGCUAACGAGUCUCACCUGGGCGAACCUGCUCCAGGUGUCAGCCAACAGGCAUACCGUUUACUGGAACAGCUCUAACAUACAUCUGCGUAGGGAGGGCUACACAAUGCAGGUGAACGUCAACGACUACCUGGACAUCUACUGCCCUCAUUACAACGACAGCCAGCGCAUGGUGGGCACCGGAGAGCAGUACGUCCUCUACAUGGUCAGCUAUCGCGGUUACAGGAGCUGUGAUCCCCAGAUGGGCUUCAAGCGGUGGGAGUGUAACCGGCCUCACGCCCCCCACGCGCCCAUCAAGUUCUCCGAGAAGUUCCAGCGCUACAGCGCCUUCUCGCUGGGCUACGAGUUCCACGUCGGCCAGGAGUAUUACUACAUCUCCACGCCCACUCAUCACCACGGACGCGCCUGUCUGAGACUACGGGUGUACGUCUGCUGCUCCACGGCUUCUGAUGUGGACGAUGAGCCAGGGCCUACAGAUGGAGUCUACACGCUUAGACCAGGCCUAAAAAUUGAUGAGCUUGCUGAAUUUAAUCCUGUUAUUCCCAAGCUGGAGAAGAGCGUCAGUGGAAGCAGCCCAUCCAGGGAUCGCCUUCUUCUCACCGUGACGAUGCUCUUUUUGGCCGCUCUGUGCAUCUCCUAGCAACGGCCAUCCCAUCAGCGUCACCAUGCCAACU